CGUCGCUACUCAUUAGCCAGUGUCCUUCUCUGGUACCCCUUCUGGCUAAUUUGGGUUUUAGGGUUUUUUUCCCUCUCCUCCCCGUUUUCUCCAAAAACUCUCCUCCUGUUCAUGCAAAUCUGUAUUUUUUUCGAUGUGCGUACGAGUUUCCUGUCGUUUUUGUGCAUUUGAAUAAGAACCUUCUGGAUUUUUGAAUUCAUUCCCCUUUUCUUGACCUAAACAGUACAUCUUCCAAGUUUCUCCACGCUGAUGAGGAUACAGUGUUUCAGUCCUAUUCGAUGAUACAGAACAUUUUGUUUCCUUUUUAUUGUUUUGAAAUGCUUGAGAGCUGAAUCAUAAUUGAAGAUUAUCCCAUUCAAUCAAAGAUUCAAAGAUAAACCAAGAAAAGUAUGAUUGCCUUUGUGUGAAUAGCAUGGCUUGGUAAUAUGUGCCGCAAAUUGGAAACAGUACUUGCGGGAUCAGGGAUGAACCCAAGGGAGUUAUGGAGAAAAUUUUCUUCUAGUGCUGUUCAUACGCAGCGUUGCCAUGAUGAUCUUGCGUCACCAAGUUGCAAACAUCCUUCUGAUGAAAAGUUUGAGGCUUCGGGAAGUGCCCAUUCGGAAGAACGAGUUGAUGGGAACGGUUCGAAUGAGAAGUUAUCAGGCUCUGUGUUGACUGAUGAAGAAACAAGAUCGAGAGUUUCAUUUCAUGAGGAGUACAGCGGUAAUAACACUAACAGAGAGACAGUCACAACUUCUCUUUGCCCUGCAGGGCCAAUGUGUUUACAAGACGUUAAUAAAAGAGUCUCUGAUGAUAAUAGUUCUACAGAAGCUCAAUUUACAUGCAGCGCUUUGGACGGCUUUAGGGCAGAAGCACCAUGUAAUGAUUGCGGUAUUGUGUGUUCAUCUGGGCACUCUUCAGUUGAUUCAAAUUUUGUCCAAGUUGGCGCUGAGAUUCCGGCUGUACUUGUUGAAGAUGAUGUGGCGAAGAUGAGACCCGCUGGCAGCGGUUCGAUUGGUAAUCAGGAUGAUACAUGUGAUGAUCAACAUGAUGAUGCCCCAUUGGAAACAAUAGAAUUGUAUGCCAUGGCAAAUCAAGAAGACCGUUCAGACAUCCAUGACAGUAUGCUUUAUGCAGUGUGUCAUAGGACCAGAAAACUCAGAUCAUUCAAGAAGAAAAUCACCGAUGCUUUAGCUUCCAAAAGACUGAGAGAGAAAGAGUAUGAACAGCUCGCGAUUUGGUUUGGAGAUGCAACCAUGACAUCUGAUCUAGACACUGCAGAAGAAACUCUCUCUUCUAAAACCACUUCAGCCAUCGACACCAAAAGGCCACUUGAACCAGAAGACGAUUCAGAGUGGGAGCUGUUGUAGAUUGGCUACACAUCACUCCGUAAGGGGCAAAUACCGGUUUGUGUGUUACUAUUGGAACACCAGGCAAACACCAGUGGAUGCAAUCUGCAAAGUUUUUCGGGUGAUGAACUUACCACAGGUGGGUCGGAGACAUGCUCAUGAAGAAAACUCUUUGCUUCAUGGGAUCAAUCGUUGUUUCUAACCAUUUGGCCCAUGUCUCCAACGCUAUUCGGUAAGCAUUGGUCACAUUGUAUUCUCGAACUUCAUCUGUUUUAGGUCUGUAUCUGCAAGCAUUUCCCGACAAGAAAGAUAUCAGUUUACUUUUUCUUCUGGAUGAAAA
This is a messenger RNA of Tarenaya hassleriana, 1668 nucleotides long. RefSeq lists its product as uncharacterized. NCBI's taxonomy places the organism in Eukaryota, Viridiplantae, Streptophyta, Magnoliopsida, Brassicales, Cleomaceae. The coding region runs from base 426 to 1349 and encodes 307 amino acids. The transcript has 6 exons. The record is from RefSeq and is a predicted model, not a curated record.